Penicillium taxi is the source of this 927-nucleotide messenger RNA. RefSeq names its product SDR family NAD(P)-dependent oxidoreductase. Gene Ontology annotation, cellular component: intracellular anatomical structure. The transcript has 2 exons. Bases 1 to 927 code for a protein of 308 amino acids. Gene Ontology annotation, molecular function: oxidoreductase activity, acting on NAD(P)H, oxygen as acceptor. The record is from RefSeq and is a predicted model, not a curated record. NCBI's taxonomy places the organism in Eukaryota, Fungi, Ascomycota, Eurotiomycetes, Eurotiales, Aspergillaceae.
AUGGCUGCUAUUUCAAAGUCUGUUAUUCAAUCAGGAAAGGCUGCUCUCGUCACUGGUGCGGCUUCGGGAGUUGGCUUUGCUAUUGCAAAAUUAUGCAGGGAUAAGGGCAUGCACCUGGCUCUUCUCGACAUUGAUCAGGAUAACCUCGCAAAGGCCAAAAGUGUACUAGUCGAUAUCAACCCAAGCCUGAAGACAGAGAGUUAUGUGAUUGAUGUGGCCGACUUGACUGCUUGGAAAGAGACCACUAGUGCGAUCGCGAAAUCCUUACCUGCUAUCGACUUAGUCGUGUUGAAUGCAGGUAAGGGGUACAAGCCUCAAGAAAAAGAGGGACCUUUGAAGCAGUGGCUUGACGGGGAAUAUUGGCGAAAGACUUUUGAAACAAAUACCUUCGGUCCUCUUAACGGACUCGAGUCUCUGCUCCCUCAUCUUGUCGCUUCCGGUUCAUCACCUAAAUCAAUUGUGAUUACUGGUUCAAAGCAAGGAAUUACCAACCCUCCUGGUGCUGGUAAUCCUGCAUACAAUGCAUCCAAAUCUGCAAUUAAGAACCUCACCGAGCAUCUUGCCCAUGACCUACGCUCCAACUCAGCAUUGGCACAUAUUUCCGUUCAUCUUUUGGUCCCUGGAUGGACUUGGACCGGCAUGAUGGGCAACGUGGGUCCCACAAAAGAGGAAGAAGUGAAAAAGCCCGCCGGAGCUUGGUGGCCAAGCCAAGUAGCAGAUGAGCUACUAAAAGGAUUAGAAAACGGAUCUUUCUAUAUCAUCUGCCCAGAUGAUGAUACAGACUAUGCUUUGGAUCAGGCCCGCAUGAAAUGGGCGAGUGAUGAUGUGAUUGAGAACAGAGCACCUUUAAGCCGCUGGGAUGAAGGCUGGAAGACUCGUGCUGCAGAGGCCAUUGAAGCGGAUGCAAAGACUCGAAGAUUGAAUUAA